Molecule: messenger RNA, 1249 nt
Organism: Ceraceosorus guamensis
Lineage: Eukaryota; Fungi; Basidiomycota; Exobasidiomycetes; Ceraceosorales; Ceraceosoraceae
Exons: 4
Coding region: 358-876 (172 amino acids)
Source: RefSeq, a predicted model, not a curated record
GUGGGCGUGUGCGUGGUGGAGGAUGGCACGCUGAGUCGUGCGGAUGGGGCAAGGUUGGAUGAGGCAUCUUUGCUGGCAUGUGCGGAUCAAGUCGUUCGACUCCUGUACACUCGCGCAGGUGAGUUGUGCAACAACGUGGGAGCGGGUGUGGGGUGCGCCCGGAGCUGCGUGGCAGAGCGAUGAGCGGGUGCAGCCCUGCCCUGCCCCCCACUCCAAAGCUAAAGUGCGCACGCACCAACUGCUCUUCCACGACGCAACCCCUGCACAGAUGGCCAAGCGCAACCCUUCACCUACACAAAGGGGCCCCGCUUCAAGUACGCUCGCCGAGCACCCGCUGCUGAUGCGGAGCAGAGCACAAUGAGCCACUCGAGUCGCUCCAGCACGAAUCAGUCUGCAUUCCGAUUCCGUGUAGCGGUGCGAGACUUUUCGUGUCUGCUGACGGGCGACCCAGCAGAAGAGUGCGUUGCGGCCCACAUCAUCCCUCAAAGUCGACCAGAGUACUACACUGAAAUCGUGGGCAGGGAGGUCACGUAUCCCUUCUUGACGGAGCACGGCAUCACGCUCAAUCAUGCCAUGCAUCGUGCGUACGACAAUGGCGAUUUUGCGCUGUGGCCGAGAGGAGAAGACCUCAUCGUGCACUACUUUAUGCCAAAGAUGCUCAAACGUCGAGCUCAUCACGGACAAGUCAUUCAUCGGUCUCACUUUCGCGUGCAGGACGAGUCGGAGCUGCCCAAUAAGCAGCUCCUCAUGUUUCACUACCAGCAAUGCGUCAUCAAGUACCUGCGCGGCUUUGCUGCUGGAUUCGAGAGCGGUGGUGGGGAAGCACAAGUGGGAGGGGCAAGCGGAGGCGAGGGAAGCGAAAGACUAGAGGAAUAGAAGCGAGGGCGCGGGAAGGGAGAACGAAGAGAGGAGGAGGAACAAGAGCCACAAGAAGCGCAAUCGCGCGCAGGAAGAGAGGAGGAGGAACAAGAGGCACAAGAAGUGCAAUCGCUCGCACGAAGAGAGGAGGAGGAACAAGAGCCACAAGGAGUGCAAUCGCGCGCACCACCACCACCAUCGCAGCAGCAGCGCAAUCGGCCGCGCCGUCGCGCGCGCAUCAGAUCCCUCCAUUGUAUUCUUGCGUCACCCAACACAAAUGUCAUCCUUUACACUCUGCGGUUUGCGAUGCGCAUGUGCGGGGCGUACGGGGCGUGCAUCGUGCCGCUAGCCAAUGCCCGUGUGAGUGUUGCGCCCAUAUAAAUCUCCUGCU